AUGAUUCCCUACCAGAAUCUGCUUCAUCGAAGAACUCGCGAACAGACCGGAAUCGACAUCAGCAACGCAGUCAUCAUCAUUGACGAAGCCCACAAUCUGCUGGACACAAUUUCCAGCAUCCACAGUCAGGAAGUGACCCUGGAUCAGCUGCAGCAAGCUCGGCUGCAUCUGAGCACCUACAAAGCUCAGUACCUUUCACGGUUCUCCACCAAGAAUCUACUGAAAAUCAACCAACUGCUAUUCGUAGCGACGCGACUCGGAAAAGUUCUGGAAAAUCCCACGAAGGAAACUCGAUUCCGCAUGAUCGAAACGCACGAACUGAUGAUCGAAGGAGACUUCUUCAAUCUUAACCUGCAGGAGAUUCUUCAGUUUUCCGACAAGAGUCGGAUCGCUCAGAAAGUCCACGGAUUCGCCCAGAGUGUCCCUCCUUCGGUGCUAGAAGGACCGGCGAAAAAGCGUCCGGAACCAAAGAAGCCGGCAUCCAGCGCCCUGAAGGAUUAUCUCAAACAGCUGGAAAAGGACGCGUCCGAAAAAGGCAAACAGUCGAAAGCUGUGGAAGUGGUCGAAGCGUCCAAACCGGAACAAAAACGAGAACCCAUCGCCAAUGCCAUUCGUCCACUGCUGAGCUUGCUGGAAUGUCUAGCGGAAAGCUUCGACGACGGUAGAAUCCUCCUGACGUACAACAAGAACGACCCCAAAAAGUGCACCAUGAAGUAUUUGCUCCUAAAUCCGGGAGCACGUUUCCAGGAGAUUUUGACCAGCUGUCAAUCGGUUAUUCUGGGCGGAGGAACCAUGCAGCCAGUGGACGAACCGACAGAGCAGCUGUUUAAAAGCUGUCCGGAACGAGUGCAGCUAAGAAGUUACAGGCACGUCGUCUCAGCAGACGCUGUGCUCCCACUGGCUAUCAGCAAGGGGCCAUCCGGGAAGGAACUUCUUUUCAACUUUGUCAACCGACAGAACAAGGAACUGGUAAGUACAAAGCCUUAA
Messenger RNA from Aedes albopictus (Asian tiger mosquito), 987 nucleotides. RefSeq names its product ATP-dependent DNA helicase DDX11-like. The coding region runs from base 1 to 987 and encodes 328 amino acids. The transcript has a single exon. Gene Ontology annotation, biological process: establishment of sister chromatid cohesion. The record is from RefSeq and is a predicted model, not a curated record. NCBI's taxonomy places the organism in Eukaryota, Metazoa, Arthropoda, Insecta, Diptera, Culicidae. Gene Ontology annotation, molecular function: ATP binding; DNA binding; DNA helicase activity. Gene Ontology annotation, cellular component: nucleus.